GUUUCUCAGGUGAAGACAAAGCCCUAGACCUCCUCUCCGGCUCUCCCUCCCCUCUUCUCCCUUCUCUCUCUCUCUUUCUCGGGAUAGCCAAGGGAAAGGGAGAACAAAAUCACAGUACAAAAGCAGGCCACAAGGACAAGAUCUUCCUCUGGACUGGGGGAUUCUCACACCCAUAGAAACUGAACCUACUACACUGUCAUAUCACACAAGAAGAGAGCUUCAGCGUGUGAGCAAGAGCAACUCUCAGAAAAGAAACAACUAGUCAAGAGUCAAGACUGCCUGCGGCCUGCCUGCCCUCCAAGGCUCCAACUCUCCGAGGCUCCAAAGUCCAAGCUACUUCGGCGUCCCUGACUGGGCUUGUGGUCUCAGUCUCAGCCCUUCGUUGCCGCAGAGAACCCUCAGUAGUUCCGCUGCAGGUUGCUAAUUAAUUAAUCGACGAGAAGUAGGAGGGAGCGCUGAUCGUGUGUGUGCGGCAUCGCAGGAUGGGGGAUACUAGUAGUUCUAGCCAUUCAAGGCAGGAUCCUUCUCUUCUUGGCUAUGGCUUCCAUGGCGCCAUCGCCAACUCCACUCCUCCUGCAAACUUCUUUGACCAAGGAGGAGGAGGCACCUAUUUCGGAGAGCUGGAAGAAGCGUUCAUGCAUCAGGUCGCCUCGCUCAGAAGAACUCAACAGGCUGCAACCGUCUCUGCACCUCAUCAUGGAGACACCAAGCAGUGCAACAAGUAUCCAUGGCAGUACAGCAGUACCACACUACCAACUCUGCAGGCACAAGCUCAAAGGGAAUAAAGCUCAGCUCACUUUCACUGCCACAGUGGCCCCCUACUUCCCUUGUGAUCCCAAUGCAUCCUUUCAGUUUCACCUCUGGAACACGGAUACAUGUGUUGAUCUCCUCUCUCCUCCCCUAUGAUAUCUCCUUGCAGCCUUUCCCACUGCUGCUGGUGCUACAGCUGCAACGGCUACGGCUACGGCUAGGCCACCUCCUACACUGGACAUCUUCCCAGCUUGGCCUAUGAGGUCUCGUCUUCACACGCCCAAGGAGUGCUCGAAUGUGACAGCAGACAGCACAGACGACUCGGAGAGCAGCAGCAAGAACCACAGCAACCACUCCUCAGACCAGCUCGGAGCAGCAGCAGCAGCAAACAUGGCGAGCCAGUUCGAGCAAGCUUCACAGCAGCAGCUUCAGCACAAAAAUAUGGCUACAAGUUCCACUCCAAGAACUGGCAAGGCUCUUGAUCCAAAGGUAAUCAGAAGGCUGGCUCAGAAUCGUGAGGCUGCACGCAAAAGCCGGCUGCGGAAGAAGGCGUACAUUCAGCAGCUCGAGAGCUGUAAGCUGAAGCUUUCUCAGAUGGAACAGGACAUGCAGCGAGCCCGUACCCAGGGCCUCUUUCUUGGAGGAGAUCCGGGUGCAAGCACCAGUUCAGGUGCCGCCAUGUUUGACGUGGAGUACGCCCGGUGGCUGGACAACCACAGCCGGCGCCUGGCCGAGCUGAACGGAGCCCUACACGCGCACCUGGCAGACGGUGACCUCAGAGCCAUCGUCGACGACGCCCUCACCCACCACGACGAGCUGUUCCAGCUCAAGGCCAUGGCGGCCAAAUCCGACGUGUUCCACCUCAUCACUGGGGUGUGGACGACCCCCGCCGAGCGCUGCUUCCUCUGGAUGGGUGGAUUCAGGCCCUCCGAUCUGCUCAAGACACUGCUGCCCCAGCUAGAUCCACUGACAGAGCAGCAAGUGGUCGGCAUAUGCAGCCUUCAGCAGUCAUCACAGCAGGCAGAGGAAGCUCUCUCGCAGGGCUUGGAGCAGCUGCAUCAGUCGCUUGCUGACACCAUGGCCGGUGGGUCUCUGACUGACGACGCCAACAUGAGCUUCAUGAGCCAAAUGGCUCUUGCCCUCGGCAAACUGGCCAACCUUGAAGGCUUUGUGAUACAGGCCGAUAACUUGAGGCAACAGACUCUUCAUCAGAUGCACCGGAUUCUGACAGUUCGGCAGGCAGCUCGAUGUCUCUUGGCAAUUGGCGAGUACCACAACCGCCUUCGUGCCUUAAGUUCCCUCUGGGCUUCUAGACCUCGAGAGAUACUGGUGACCGAUGAAGGCAAUUGUGAGAUAAGCAUCGCAGCACAACCAUCCCAAAACCAAUUUUCAACCUUCUGACUGACACAUGUUGUGGAACUAACCCUCAGCAUAGGAGCAAGAGAAAAAUGACUGGGAAGAGAAUGACUGGGAAGAGAGAUUGUUUGGAUGCACGUAGCAGAUAUCUGAGAGCUACAGAGGAAAGCUGGGAAAUAGAAGAAGCUCUAAAACAAGGAGUGUUUCUGGAAAUUCUUUAGUUUUCAAAAAACACUUUCUGAAAAUGUGUGUACAAGAAAAUUCCAGGAAGGUGAAAUUGCUUCAUUGACUGCAGUGGGAAGGGGAAAGAGAGAAGCUAGAAUCUCAUGUCGAGUACUCCAGUACAAUGUGUUCUUUUGUCUGGUCUAAAUUCUUGUAACAGCUCUUCCUAUGAUGGAAGAAUCCAUUCAACAAUUCCACCUAUGAUUACUGGAUUGAGUAUGUUGAAUAGGUUGGUUGAGGCUAUCUAGUAAUUUUUAUGACUAUGUUUAUCCAUUAUCUAGGACUAUUUGGUUACUAUAUUAUAUAAUCUUUAUCAUAUAUA
Molecule: messenger RNA, 2650 nt
Organism: Zea mays
Lineage: Eukaryota; Viridiplantae; Streptophyta; Magnoliopsida; Poales; Poaceae
Exons: 13
Coding region: 1009-2151 (380 amino acids)
Biological process (GO): regulation of DNA-templated transcription; DNA-templated transcription
Molecular function (GO): sequence-specific DNA binding; DNA-binding transcription factor activity
Source: RefSeq, a predicted model, not a curated record